GCAGUUGCAUUCUGGGAGACUGAUGAUUGACACGGCCGCCAUUUUGCUCCUGCUCUGUCUGCUUCCAUUGUGUGACAGAUAGUAAAUAUCUGACACUGCCAGACAACCACAACACACUUGUAUCCGUGCGAAGAAAAAGCGUAAAAUUCAUCCUCGGUGAUACUUCGCAAUGGCUCGUACCAAGCAGACUGCUCGUAAGUCCACUGGAGGAAAGGCUCCUCGUAAGCAGCUGGCCACCAAGGCUGCCCGCAAGAGUGCCCCCUCGACUGGUGGCGUCAAGAAGCCCCAUCGUUACAGGCCUGGUACCGUGGCUUUGAGAGAGAUCCGUAGGUACCAGAAGUCCACUGAGCUGCUGAUCCGUAAGCUCCCCUUCCAGCGCCUGGUGAGGGAGAUCGCUCAGGACUUCAAGACCGACCUGCGUUUCCAGAGCGCCGCCAUUGGAGCCCUGCAGGAGGCCAGUGAGGCGUACCUGGUGGGUUUGUUCGAGGACACUAACCUGUGCGCCAUCCAUGCCAAGCGUGUCACCAUCAUGCCCAAAGACAUCCAGCUGGCACGCCGCAUCCGUGGAGAGCGUGCUUAGACGGCCUCCCUAAUGUUUCUCCUCUGUCCUGUUUUUCUUUACCUGUACAUGCCCUUACUCCUUCAUUCUACCCCACCUCCACCCAUCCCUGUCACCCUCCCUCCCCAGCCUGCCCAGCUUCUCAGUAGACUUUAGAGUAAUUCUGAUUAUGAAGAGAUAGAAAUAUGUUGAAGUCUGGUCUCAUAGGUUUUUUUUGUCUUCACCAAAUGUUUUUAGCCUACCUUUUUCGUGCAUGUAAAAGGUUUUGCAGAUCAGACGCACAUGUGCACACAUACUCAAACAUGCGUCGUUGGGUUUGGGUUGUACCUCAAAACAUGAAGUCCACCGGUGAGCUCACCUGGAUUCUUCCAGGGUGGGAGGCCAGCAGGUGUGGUUGUGUGGCAAACAGAGCUGAAGCAGAGGGACGUGGCCAAGGGGCUAGUCUGCUUAAGGGGAGCUGCAACUUCCACAGCAGGGUGCUAUUAAAACUAGUCCUGAGGCCUCUGCCCCCUCUGAACACCCUCCUCCCCUCCCGCCCAGUCCAACUCCCCCAGCUGCAGCCGGAUGGCUCGCUGUACCUCCUUCACCUCUGUAAUCUGCACUGGGAGGGGAUGGCGGUCUGUUUGUGUGGAUGUGUGAGCUCUGAUCUUUCAAACCACUUGUACUCAACAAGCAAGAAUCUUUUGGUUGCUUAAGAAUAUUGAUUAUCGUUGUGGAUAUGGUGUCUAUUUUUUUUAUGCAUAUAAUUAAUCGAUGAGCAUCUCUUCUGUUUACCGCUUCCAAAAUCAUCAAAUUAAGAGAAAAAAGCAAUUAAUAUUGUCAACAUGGUUCUCAGUUGUUGUUUUUUACAGUGAUCUGAUUCGCUAUAGAAAAUCAGGAAGGGCUUCUCUGUUUUCCAAGGCAACUUCUAUUCUAAUGGCAGCCACACGGGGGCGAUGGUUUACCAUCUCCUCAUCUAUUCAACUGUUCACUGUAGAUCAGUCAUCACACUUUAUGCUUCGGCCUCUCUGUCUUCAUCUCCACAGAGAGGCUUUAGACUUGUCACAACAGUAUGAAUUGACUUUAUAGUAAAAGUAACACUGCAUGUUUAGGGUCUGUGUGUCUCCUGCACUCUGUAGAUCUGAACAUUAUAAUCUGUCCCUUUCUCAAAAUUUGUGAUACACAAUAUAACCUCAUAUUUGUUUUCUUUUAUAUUUUUCUUAUUCCUCGAGAUUUUCAGACGUAUAAAUAAGCUGAUCUUUGUAUUUUCCAAAUUUCUCAUAUUAUGGUGGUAAUAAAUAGGUGUUAAAACAAA
Messenger RNA from Siniperca chuatsi (mandarin fish), 1853 nucleotides. It is a transcript of the gene h3f3c, whose product is annotated as H3 histone, family 3C. The transcript has 4 exons. Gene Ontology annotation, cellular component: nucleosome. The record is from RefSeq and is a predicted model, not a curated record. Bases 170 to 580 code for a protein of 136 amino acids. Gene Ontology annotation, molecular function: structural constituent of chromatin; protein heterodimerization activity; DNA binding. NCBI's taxonomy places the organism in Eukaryota, Metazoa, Chordata, Actinopteri, Centrarchiformes, Sinipercidae.